Messenger RNA from Thalassophryne amazonica, 3471 nucleotides. RefSeq names its product dymeclin (gene dym). Gene Ontology annotation, biological process: Golgi organization. The transcript has 17 exons. Gene Ontology annotation, cellular component: Golgi apparatus. Bases 280 to 2292 code for a protein of 670 amino acids. The record is from RefSeq and is a predicted model, not a curated record. Lineage: Eukaryota; Metazoa; Chordata; Actinopteri; Batrachoidiformes; Batrachoididae.
GGGUGGUAACGUGGAAAACAUGGAGGAAAGGAGUAGGUAGAGUAAAGUUAGCUGCUACAUAUUUGUCAAAAUUUCAAAUAUUUUCGGACUUUCAUUAUAUUUGGUGCGCAGGCUGUGACAGAGUGCUACUGGCUGUUAUUAAGCGUCGUUUACUGCGCCUGAGUUGAGGGAGCGCUAAUACAGCUGCGAGGAAGCAUUUAUGAGCUUCCCUAGGACUUGGAUUAUUCUUGGUGGAAAGCAUUGAGGAUUGGUGAGUGUGGAUGAGUGGAGCCAGUAGAGAUGGGAGCUAACACCAGCCAAGUCAGUGGCCUGUCAGACAACACCAGUAUCAAGACGCUGAUAGGCACAGAGCCCAUAUCAGAGAAUGAUCCUUUUUGGAACCAGCUCAUCUCCUUCACUGUUACCAGUCCCACUUGCAGCGGAGAAUCCAAGAUGCUGGAAGAAGCCGUGAUCCCCCUCGCCAAGAUCCUCAUUGACAACAAUCCCCGAACGGGGAACUUUGGCGCGCUAGUGAGAAUUUUCCUGGGAAGAACCAAAGAAUUGAAAAUUUCCACAGAAUGUCAAGAUCAGCUGUUUAUCUGGCAGGCACACAAUGCGCUGUUAAUGAUUCGCUGCCUGCUCAAAGUGUUUAUCCGUGAGAUGAGUGAAGAUGAGCUGCAGCUGCAAUUCUCCUACCAGGAGAGGGUGCCAGGCUCCUGUGGAGAAACAGACAGUGAGGACCUCUUGGAGGAGCUGUUGUCCAACCUUGUGCACCUGAUUGUUGAAGUGCCCCUUCUUGACAUCACCUACAGCAUCCUGUUUGAAGCUGUGACCACCCUGUUGGUCUUGUUCUCCUACCAGCUCUUCCACAAAGAUAUUCUCAGAGAUGGUUUAAUCUACCAGCACAUCAUGAAGGGGCGAUGUUUAUCUUUAACCAGUCGACUGGUAAAGACUCUGCUCUACAACUUCAUCAGACAGGAGAAAUGUCCCCCGCCCUCUACACACGUGUUUGAGCCCAAAGCUGAGGGAGGAAGCCUGCUUUAUGGUCUGGCCUCAGGAGUGGCAAGUGGUCUAUGGAGCGUUUUCACGCUGGGGGGAGUUGGCAGUAAAUCGGGGAUGGACCAGGAGCACAACCUCUUACCUUUGUCCAGUCAGAGCCUUCUGUUACUGCUUGUCCUUGCUAAUUUGCCAGACGGCCCUGACUGGCCCAACCCUUAUCGCCAAGCUAUUACUUGUUUUCGAAAUACCCAAGACACAUCAUCCCAACCGGUGGAGCAACCUCAUGCCUUCCAGAUUAAUUUCAACAGUCUAUAUACAGCACUGUGUGAGCAGCAGAACUCUGACCAGGCCACCUUAUUGCUGUAUACCCUGCUUCACCAGAAUGCCAACAUGAGGACAUACAUGCUCUCCAGAACGGACAUGGACAAUCUGGUCUUGCCUAUCCUUGAUAUCCUAUACCAUGUGGAAGAAAAAAAUUCUCAUCAUGUCUAUAUGGCCCUCAUCAUUCUUCUCAUCCUUACAGAGGAUGACACCUUCAAUCGGUCCAUCCACGAGGUGAUAUUGAAGAACAUCUCAUGGUACUCUGAAAGGUCAUUGACGGAGAUCUCACUUGGCAGUUUGCUCAUCCUGGUAGUCAUUCGCACUAUACAAUUCAACAUGACCCGGACUAGGGAUAAGUACUUACAUACCAACUGUCUGGCUGCACUUGCCAACAUGUCAGCACAGUUCCGUUGUCUCCACCAAUAUGCUGCACAGCGCAUCAUCAGUUUAUUUGCUUUGCUUUCCAAAAAGCACAACAAGGUCUUGGAGCAGGCAACACAGUCUCUGAGAGGGAGGCAGGGAAAUAACUCAGCCUUGCCAGACUAUGCCCAGGACCUUAAUGUGAUAGAAGAAGUCAUCCGCAUGAUGCUCGAAAUCAUCAACUCUUGCCUGUGCAAUUCUCUUCACCACAACCCCAACCUGGUGUAUGCACUGCUCUACAAGAGGGAACUCUUUGAGCAGUUCCGGACGCACCCUUCAUUCCAGGACAUCAUGCAGAACCUCGACACGGUGAUUAGCUUCUUCAGUCAACGUUUGGAGCAGGCUGGAAGUGACCUGUCUGUGGAGAGGGUUCAGGAGGUCAUCAUGAAAGGAGCUCAGGCGCUACCCAAAGACAGGCUGAAGAAGUUUCCAGAGCUAAAGUUUAAGUAUGUGGAGGAAGACCAGCCAGAGGACUUCUUCAUCCCCUACGUGUGGUCGUUGGUCUUCAACGCCGGAGUCGGUCUGCACUGGAGCCCCCACGGUAUUGAGCUGUUCAGCAUGGACUCCGGCUGAAACCCUCCUGCAGCAGACUGUGCAUCUCCAUCUCGGUUCAGUGCAAAGAGCAACUCUGACGGCGUGUGUGCGAAUGCAUUACCUUUUGUAUUAUGUGCGCGCCGCUUCAAAAGUGCCUCGUACAGCAUGGUGUUUGUUUUACUGUGCUCCCCCUCCACCCCACUUUACUCAUAUCAAUAAUUCUUCUGUGAAGCUUCAGCAGCACCUUCUAUUACGCAAUCAGUCCUGCAGCAAAUUUACCAUCUGAGCGGUUUCACCUGCAGCACAUGCUGAGUUCCGUCUCUCUGAGCUCAGGACACUAGCGAGGGAUAAUCCCACAUUUUUCCUGCUUAUAAAUAAAGGUCAGUUAAAAUAUGCACCUACAUAUCAUAUGUUACACCUGCACUGAAUGCUUCCACAUGUUUGACCUCACAGUGUAGCCAGCCCACAUUUCUUAGAAGAUACGACAUGCAUGAAUUUCAUGUCUCAUGAAUACUUGUGUUUUUGUUUUGUUUUGAUCAACCAUUGUUCCCUUGAGUAUCGUGCAUCAGUACAAAUUGUUUUUGUUUUGCUAAAUAAAGUGUGUAGACACAGAGCAGGUCACAAAGUUCUCUCUUUAGCUGAGAGGGUCAUUAGGCAGCCAGUUUUGUUUUUAAAAGAUCCAUGAGCCUAUAGCUGACGAUUGGCAGCCAAGCUCCAGUACACUGAAUUGUAGUUUGAUUAAAGCUUUAUUUAAGGCCAUAGAUGUUAUUAACAGUUUGCAUCACAGAUUUGUGUGAUUUCAUUGCAGGUUGCAGCUCAUUUAUUUGACUUCCGUGUGUCCAUUAUUUCCAUUUUUCUCUCUGUUAACUUGAGGCAACUGCUUAAAUUUGGGUAGGUUGAUAAACCUCUUGUACCAGUGUGCAUAAUCAUAGUUGUCACUUUAAUUUGUCAUUUUAUUUGUGUGCUUGACUGGAACCUUUGUAUUAAAUUAUAUCUUGUAAUUUUUUUUAUGCCCCCCCCCCCCCCCCAAAAAAAAAAGAAGAAAUAACUUGUCUGAUUGGAAGAAGUGAAGAAAAACACGGUGAUACUAUACCUUGCCUCUUCUAAGCCAGGAGACUGGAUCUAUAUUAUAUUACAUAUUAUAUUUCAGCGGUGGUAAUUUCAUGGCAUAUUUUGCUUUGAAAAUAAGAGUUUAAAUAAAAGAUUGAAUUCAUGGAA